UGUAAGUGAGAAAGGAUAGAAAUCUGGAUGGCAAUUAAGCCCGGCACACGCAAAUUGUAGCGUUGAACCAAAUUGCAGCGUUUCAGGUGCAACGCAGAAGACGGCUAUUUUGGGUGGGGGCUGCACAGCACAUGUCAAAGUGACUUUCUAUUUUAGGUGUGCUUGUACUGGGAAGGGGUUUAUUUGCAACAGAAAUAUCUCAACCCAAAAUACAGGUACGGAUUGUUUUGGUAACGCUCACAUUUCGCUGAGCUAGGCCGGUAGAACAACGAUCAGAAUGACGUUACGUCGCCACGUAGGAUUACACGUAGUUGCGCAAAACCAGAAAAAUUAACCGAUGGAUUUUUGCUGUGUGGACACACGCUUAAUUGUACAAACGUCUGCCAACGUAACUUGGAACAAAACUGGGUGCGUUCUAUCAUAGCUUUAUUAAACAAAGGUAACCCUUUAAGUUGAGUGAGGACUGAUCCGAACGGAUGGCGUGUGAAUGUGGCCAUAUAAUGAUAAAAGCCAAGAAGCAAGACUGGCCCCACGUGAAUACAUACGUACCUUACCACGGUAGAACAACUUAGUCCUACAUACGCAAUGGCGUUUGGUAGCAAGGCGGAGUUGGUGAUAGAAGAAUAUAAUGCAAAUCCUAGAAAGUGGCGGAGACAACGAAAACACUUCAUUUUUGCGUUAUGUUUGGCUGGAGUGGUGAUUCUGGGACUCAUUGUUAUACUAUCUCUAGAAGUUGCAGGAAUUGCUCGCAUUGGAGGCGCAGUGAACGAGAGGAUCAACGAAGGAGGGAAUACAGACGCAAGGGUGGGGACUACUCCAUCCCCGGACACGCUUUCCCAAACGUGUCUAACCCCGGAAUGUAUAAGGGCGGCCAAUGUCCUCGUCUCUGGACUAGAUCCCAGCGUCGAUCCCUGUCAAGAUUUUUGGCAGUUCUCCUGCGGGGGAUGGCUGAAAAAGAACCCAAUUCCGGCGGACCAACGCUACUGGGGGAUAGACAGCACCAUGGGAGAGACCAUCAAAAGUACCCUUAAAACCAUGCUAGAAACGCCGAUUAUGAGAGACGGCGAGUUAUCAUCGGAGAGAAAAUUUAAGCAGUUUUAUCAGAGUUGUAUGGACACGGAGGCGAUAGAUAAACUUGGAAAAGAACCCGCUGAGAAAAUGAUAGAAAACCUUGGUGGAUGGGCGCCUUUAGGUGAUUGGAACGCCACCUUGUGGGAUUUUUCCACAGCUUUGAUAACAGCGCAAUACACAUUUGACAGGAGCGUUCUCUUCCGAUUCUACAUCACCGCAGACGACAGAAAUUCUACUCGUAAUAUUAUUCAGAUUGACCAAGGCGGCUUAACAACGGACAGAAGCUAUUACUUUGAAAACGAAACCACAAGCACCUUCUAUAUAGCCUACAAAGAAUUCAUGGUGAGAAUAGCAGCUCUCAUGGGUGCAGACGAAAACGCGACAGAACAGUUCGUUCAAGAUAUUAUAACGUUCGAAAAAAGUUUAGCAAAUAUCACCAUUGCCACAGACGCUCCAGAAAGAAUCGACCCCGACUUGCUGUAUAACAAACUGACCCUGGGCGAGCUUAAAGAAUUAUCUCCAUAUGUAGAUUGGGUGUCUUUCUUUGCGCACAACUAUGAUGACAUCACGAACGCUACAGAAGUUAUUAUAACCAACAGAAGAUAUUUUGGAAAUUUAUCGGAAUUAAUAGAUAAUACGGAACCAAAAGUACUAAACAGUUACCUAGUUUGGGUCGUCAUGCGCGGCUAUUUACAUCUCCUUUCAUCUGACUUCCGUGGAGCGAUGGAAGAUUAUCAGAAAGCUAGGAGAGGUACCACAAAAACUCAGGACCGUUGGAAAACCUGCCAGUCAGCCGUAAAUUCACAGUUCGGCUUAGCUCUGGGUGGCCUCUUUGUCGAAGAAUAUUUCUCCCCGGAGAGCAAGACCGAGGCGGAAGAUUUAAUAGCUAGGGUGAAAGACGUAUUUGUUGGACGGUUGGACUCCAUCUACUGGAUGGAUGAGCAAACGAAGGAAGCGGCGAAAGAAAAGGCUUAUUCAAUGAAGUAUAAGAUCGGAUACCCACCCAUGGCCAUCAACACCACUGCCCUUGACGACAAGUACAAAGGGGUGAACAUUAGCUGUGCGGAUUGUUACUUACAAAACGUAUUAGCUAGAAUACCCAAUGAUUACAAAGAAUCGGCAGAGAGACUCAAGAAGCCAGUGGAUAAAAACAGGUGGUACAUGAAUCCACAGGUGGUGAACGCGUAUUACUCGUCCACGUCAAACCAAAUGGUAUUUCCUGCUGGGAUCAUGCAAUGGCCGUUCUUCGAUAAAAACCAGCCAAGGUUUAUGAAUUACGGUAUGAUAGGAGCAGUGGUGGGCCACGAACUGACGCAUGGAUUCGACGACAGUGGAGCAAAAUAUAAUUUGGAUGGUAACCUAGAAAUGUGGUGGCAGUCAGAGGCUUGGUCGGGAUUCGAGGAAAGUACGAAAUGUGUGUCGGAUUACUACUCGACAUAUUCCGUGAAAAACAUGACGGUAAACGGGAAGUUAACUCUCGGAGAAAACAUUGCUGAUAUCGGCGGCCUUUUACAAACGUAUUACGCCUAUAAAAACUGGGAGACAGAAAACGGCCCAGAGCGCACCCUGCCGGGACUGAACAGGACGACACACGAAGCAUUUUUUAUAAGUUUUGCCCAGAGCUGGUGCGGGGAAUACAGACCAAAAUAUCUGAAAACUUUGAUAAGAACAGAUUCUCACGCUCCAGUCAGUGUACGGGUUUUGGGGACUGUCUCUCAGAUGAAAGAAUUUGCUGAAGCUUUCAAAUGCCCCAAAGGCUCUCCCAUGAACCCAGAAGAAAGAUGCUCUGUGUGGUAGCUGACGUCAUAUAUAACUUUGGGUGCAUUAGUUCUGGACAAAGUGACGUCAUGACAACGAUAAAAAACGGACCAUACAUUCCAUGAAAAAGUUGAUAAAUAGAAGCCUUUUAUGCACAGUCAUUUUAUAAUAAUGCACAAGCAGAUUCAAAUGCAUAGAUUAUAUGUACGCAUAAUUUACAUUUACUUGUGUUUUGUCUUACAUUUUUUACCAGCAUGAGUUUGUAUUUAAUGUAAAAAAUUGAAACAAGAGAUAUCAUAUUUAUUAUAAACCGUCUAACAUAUCUCAAUAAAGAACAAAGUUAAAAUAAUGGUGACGAUCUCAAAGAAUACGAGUUUUGUCAAUGAAUAUUAUAAUAGACCUACAUGUUUUAUAGUAGGUCUGUGUUGUAAUGUUGUAUAAAAUAAGAUUUACAAAUGAAUAAAAUAUUAAAAC
Molecule: messenger RNA, 3303 nt
Organism: Lingula anatina
Lineage: Eukaryota; Metazoa; Brachiopoda; Lingulata; Lingulida; Lingulidae
Product: endothelin-converting enzyme 2
Biological process (GO): protein processing
Cellular component (GO): plasma membrane
Molecular function (GO): metalloendopeptidase activity
Source: RefSeq, a predicted model, not a curated record